CUUCUGCCUCCGCGGCACGGUGCCCCGGGGAACCCCGCCGCAGCGCAGCCACCCCCGGAGCGCGGGUCCCUGUCUCUGCUGCGCGCCUUCGGCCGCCGCGCCGCCUUAACGGGAGGAGGGGCUCCUCGGGGGGCUGUCACUCUCCUUAAGCCUUUCCUUUCAAGCUUUGAAUGUGAGCUGCCCUUCAGCCCCCCUCUCUCCUCCCCUCUCUCCUACAGAUCGUAGAGUGGAGGGGGGAGAAAAAAAAAGUUUCAACAACAGGCUGGGCCAAUGGCAAGUGGCGGGGCAGGGAAAGGGGGCCGAGCGAAGGGAGAAAAAAGUGGAGAAAAGGAGAAAGAGAGCGAGAGAACGCAGGCUGGGGGGGAUGUGUAAAAGAAGCGUUGCUAAUUUUUUUUGUUUGUUUGCUUUUCCAUGCAUGCAUAAUGAGGCCUAAUCAGAGCACGUUGCUGCUGCUCGGAGGGCACUUUUGUAUUUAAAGCCUUGCAAACCAAAAAGGAUCCACAGACGGAUCCGCAGAGCAGCUUGCAGGGCUUGUUGACAACAGAAGCAGCAUCAGUCGCCCAGAGAGAAAGAAACCCCGAAGGUUGCCUUUUCUCCUUCCCCCGUGCUAUCUUUUUGCUAGCGGGGAAAUUUCUUCUUCCCGCCACCCGAGAGUGCAACCCGUUACCGAGAGGGAGCAAGCGGAGCCGGGACUGUGAAUGGGAUCGGAGCAGCUGGCAUGUGCAGAGAUGCUGCGAGCGGAGAGUUAAAAGCUCCCGAGAAGGCAGCAGCAACAACAACAGCAGCGGCAGCAGCUGGGCAUUUAUUUUGUGCAAAAAAAAAAGGAAAAAAAAAAAGAGAGAGAAACGGAACUGCAUGAGGAGCAGGACAGCACCAUGAGCUCUCUCGGCGCAGCUUGCAAGUCCCUGAGCGCACUUCGGAGCCGCUCUCCUCCGAGCCCCAGUUUGCACUGAUUUCCCCCACCUCCUCCGGGCGCCUUUGCCGCCGCAGAGCAGAGCCGGGAGCAGCGGGUGAAGAGCACGGGACGGCCCCGGCCGCCUGCUUCGUACCGCGGCCCCGCCGGUUUCAGCUUCCGGGGACUGCAGGGCCCCGGAGCCGGCGCGAAUGGAUUGAUGCGAGGAGACCUCAUGCACAAGGCCGGCGGGAGUUUUGCAAACUUUUCUACGGGCGGCAGCUCCUUCUCCUCCUCCGCCUCCUCGUCGUCGUCGUCGUCGCCACCCAGCGCCUCUGCCCCUCUCGCCCGCGGCAGCAGCCGCCGCCAGCUAUGGUGGCCCGUUCGUCCGCUCAGCACGGAGGCGGCGGCGGGCGCCACUGGCCGCGGCCGGCCGCCUGGCUGUGGCUGGCAGCGGCGCUGGGCGCCGUGUGCCCGCCGCGGGGCUCGCUGGUGCAGGGCCGGCGGCUGAUCUGCUGGCAGGCGGUGCUGCAGUGUCAGGGGGAGCCCGAGUGCAGCUACGCUUACAACCAGUACGCCGAGGCGUGCGCCCCAGUGCUUCUGCAGCAGCCGCCGGCGGGCGGCGGGGCCGGGCCGGCGGGCGCUGCAGGCGCCUCGGCCUCCUCCAGGCGGCGGUGCCCCAGCCAUUGCAUCGCGGCCCUCAUCCAGCUCAACCACACCCGGCGCGGCCCGGCGCUGGAGGACUGCGACUGCGCGCAGGACGAAAACUGUCGCGCCACCAAGCGCGCCAUCGAGCCGUGCCUGCCCCGCACAAGCAGCCCUUCUGCUGGGGGCCCUGGUCCCGGCCCCGGCGUCAUGGGCUGCACAGAGGCGCGGCGGCGCUGUGACUGGGACAGCCGCUGCAGCCUCGCGCUCAACCGCUACAUGACCUACUGCGGGAAGCUGUUCAAUGGGCUGCGCUGCACGCCCGAGUGCCGUGCCGUUAUCGAGGACAUGCUGGCCGUGCCUAAAGCCGUGCUGCUCAACGACUGCGUCUGCGACGGGCUGGAGCGGCCCAUCUGUGAGUCGGUCAAGGAGAACAUGGCCCGCCUCUGCUUCGGCGCGGACACGGGCGGCAACGGCGCAGGCAGCAGCGGCGGCUCGGACGGCGGCCUGGAGGAGUACUACGACGAAGACUACGAGGAGGAGCCGAGCCAGAAGGGGAGGGACGACGCGGAGGACAAUGCGGGCUCCGAGCCCGGUUUCCCCGUGCAGGCGGAUAGCGCCGGCCGGCCUGCGGCCGUGGUCUGGGCGUUGCUGGCCUCCAUCUUGAUGCCGCUGCUGCUGCGGCUCUAGCGGCUUUCCCUGCCUCCUGCCAGCGCCGGGCCGCGCUGGCCUCCUCGCGGCGGCAGGGGGGCGGCCGGCGGGGUCCUCCGGGCCGCUCAGUUUAAACGCUCUAACCGUUAAUCUGCCGACCAUUAGGCCGGGCCCUCCCCUCUCUGCACACACACUGUCCUCCGGUCCCCCGCCUAUCUCCCCCUCUGCCGCCGUGCCUG
Messenger RNA from Pezoporus flaviventris, 2427 nucleotides. RefSeq names its product growth arrest specific 1 (gene GAS1). The record is from RefSeq and is a predicted model, not a curated record. NCBI's taxonomy places the organism in Eukaryota, Metazoa, Chordata, Aves, Psittaciformes, Psittacidae. The coding region runs from base 1265 to 2227 and encodes 320 amino acids. The transcript has a single exon. Gene Ontology annotation, biological process: negative regulation of mitotic cell cycle.